Aspergillus saccharolyticus JOP 1030-1 is the source of this 2359-nucleotide messenger RNA. Its product is annotated as WD40 repeat domain-containing protein. The transcript has 4 exons. Bases 337 to 2274 code for a protein of 645 amino acids. The record is from RefSeq and is a predicted model, not a curated record. Gene Ontology annotation, molecular function: protein binding. NCBI's taxonomy places the organism in Eukaryota, Fungi, Ascomycota, Eurotiomycetes, Eurotiales, Aspergillaceae.
GCGACGGAUCGCAACUCCAAGCCUACAUUGAAGUACUCUACUCGUGGGCAGUGUAAUUCGAGAUGCUAACUCCCUCCGACCCAUGAAUUUGAGAGAAAUGUGCUCCCCCAGAAUAUCUUAUACUCGCAAGCAUCAUCCGAAAUAAAUAGAAGUAUGCGCGCAUGGCAUGCGACAUCAACAAUUGCCUUCCAUUGAACUCUUAUCGAAGCCUCACCCCCACAAGCGUUCGAGCAACAACCUCGACCGUGCAUACGCAAUCUCAAAGGAGCCACACACACACACUAUCUAUUGACAUUGGCACAAAGCUAGCUAUAAUUGACGGUUCCCUGCCGCAAUAUGGCCUCCCUCGCAGAAGACGAUGAUGAUCGCGAUCUCGCGGGCUCCCAAGAUGGCAGCUCUGAUAACGAAAUGGAAGAUGCCCUUCGAGACGCGGACGAGGGAGCUAACGACAACGACCCGGACGCCGACGCUGAAGACGCCGACGCCGACGCGGAGAGCCAGUCCAAUGUCUCCGAGAGCGCCGGCGGCGCGACGCAACAGAACCAGGACGUGGAGAUGACGCCGCCGGGCGCUGCCAAUGUCGCUUCGCCAGUCUCCGUAUACCACCCUCCCGUGCGACCGGAGUGUCUCACGGCCUCGACCUUCGACAUCGUCCCCACAACAGCGGCCCCCCACAGCACCUCGAUCAACGCAGUCACGGCCACCGCGGACAUGCGGUGGGUGUUCAGCGGCGGCUCGGACGGAUACGUGCGCAAAUUCAACUGGGUGGACUCGAUCAACAGCAAGCUGAUGCUGACGGUAGCGCAGCGGCAUCCGUUUGUGGACAGCGUGAUCAAGGCCGGCGUGCUGAUGACCUACUGGGAGAACAUGGACGGGAACACGAUAUCGCCGGUCUACUCGCUGGCCAGCCAUAGCGAGGGCCUGUGGCUGCUGUCGGGGCUCGAGUCGGGCAACAUCCGACUGCAGUCCGUGCGCCACGAAGAGGGCAAGGAGAUCGCGCUGCUGCGACAGCACACUUCGGCCGUCUCGGUGCUGACCCUGACCUCGGACGAGAAGUCCUUGCUUUCUGGAAGCUGGGAUAAGCGGGUUUUCGACUGGGACCUGAACACCGGGCAGACGCGCCGCGCUUUCGGGUCGAGCGCCGGACAGAUUUCGGCGAUUGAGAUGCGGCCGGAGUCCAGCUUACCGGUGCCGAAAGAUGUCGUCGAGCCCCCGCAGCCAAAUGGCACGUACUCGUCCAACUACGAAGCUGCAGGGGGUGAGAACAGCUUUGGGUUCAUGGACACGUCAAACGACCAAGGCGACAAUGACGCUGGCCCGGACCCGCAGGCGGGCUCGCCAGCGGACUCGCUCUUUGGCGGUGCCGACUCUCUGUUCGGCGAUGGCGACGGGCCGGGUGGUGAAGAGGCCGGCGGAGCUGGGAACGCAUUCGGUAUCGAUGAGGAUGACGAGUUCAGCAAAGCGCUCACCAACGGGGUGCUUCCUGACGCUGAUGCUGCCGGUGACCCGGAGCCGAGCCAGAAUGGCGCUGCAGAAGCCGUGCCCCCCGCAGAAGCCGUGCCCCCCGCAGAAGCCGUUCCUGCGCCCGCAGACUUGAAUGCCAUGGACCAGGCGCCUGAUUCGAGCGGAACAGCACAGUCCAAUGGGGGGGCUUCACAGCCUCCGCCCGUGGUCAACGGCCUGCCACACGCGGAGGAGCCAGAACCGACCGCACAGAGCAGUGCGUUCAGCGAGCCGGCACAGCCCGAGCACACACCGAGCAACGACAACACCUUCCUGGGGGCAUCGAUCGACGGCACGAUCCGCAUCUGGGACCGGCGACAGCCCGACCCGGUGGCGCGGAUUAUCCCGCGCAAUGCGCCGCCCUGGUGCAUGAACGCGUGCUGGUCCCCGGACGGGAAUUACAUCUACGCGGGCCGGAGAAACGGGACGGUCGAGGAAUACAGCCUGCACAAGGGGCUGAGGGAUCCGGAGCGGACGUUCAAGUUCCCGCAGGGUAGCGGGCCGGUGACGGCGCUGCGGGCGAUGCCCAACGGGCGACAUAUUGUCUGUGCAUCUCAUGAUAUUUUGCGGCUGUACGAUCUGAAGCACGAGCAGGUGACGCGGCACUCGACGGUGCCGUUUUUGAUCAUUCCGGGGCAUCGCACGGGGACGGUGUCGCAGUUGUAUAUUGACCAGGCGUGUCGGUUUAUGGUGUCGACGAGUGGGAACAGAGGAUGGGAGGGGAAUACGACGGAGGUCUUGUUGGGGUAUGAAAUUGGAGUUCCUCGGUAACCAACUAGUUGAGAGGGAUACCCUAAUAGCAAGUCUACACGGGGUUGUUACUUUUAUAUCCAGUCAGUUAUCGAAUGCCUUGUCG